This is a messenger RNA of Hevea brasiliensis (rubber tree), 953 nucleotides long. Its product is annotated as NAD(P)H-quinone oxidoreductase subunit S, chloroplastic. The record is from RefSeq and is a predicted model, not a curated record. Lineage: Eukaryota; Viridiplantae; Streptophyta; Magnoliopsida; Malpighiales; Euphorbiaceae. The transcript has a single exon. Bases 63 to 767 code for a protein of 234 amino acids. Gene Ontology annotation, biological process: photosynthetic electron transport chain.
AUCCAUUCGUGGCCAGGAUUAGAAUAGGAUGCUUUUCCUCUCCUCAAAGGGUAGGCUUCUGAAUGACCAUGGCUUCUUCGAUCACUCUUCAAGGUUCUCUGUUUAGAUCCCAAUUCUUUGGCCAAAAUAGCCUCUCCAAUGGCCCUCGCAGGCCAUACCCUUUGAUUCCCAAGGAGUCGAGAUUUAAGCUAAAGCCAUGUGCCAAAUUCGACCUGUUGGAGAUGCUGGGAGGCAGAGGACUCUGCAAUGGGGAAAAAGGUAUCCAACAAGAGCUAAAGAGAGACGUUGAAUCAUCACCAGCCCCUGCUAAAGGGGAAAAUUCAGGCACCUUGGAAGCACCAACGACUGGUAGUGUCCCAGAAGAUGCUUUUGAAAAGGAGCUAAUGGGGUUAACAGGGGGAUUUCCUGGUGGAGAAAAAGGAUUGAAAAAGUUCAUAGAAGAAAACCCACCUCCUAAAAAACAGUCUGCUGCGGAUUCAGGAGAUAUACAGGGGCUUACUGCUACAAAGAAGCCAGAACCACCUGAAUUACCGCUACUGAUGCCUGGAAUGAUUGCCAUUGUGAAUAACCCAAACAACCCAUACUACAAGUACUGUGGUAUUGUUCAGCGAAUCACUGAUGGGAAGGCAGCAGUUCUUUUUGAAGGAGGAAACUGGGAUCGGCUAAUAACUUUCCGGCUUGAAGAGCUUCAACGCAGGGAAAAGGGCCCUCCCGGGAUAAAUCCCAGGUCUGUCAUAAUCGAAGAGAUAAUUGAGAAAUCUCAAUAAUCUACCUGUUUAUAUUUUCUCUUGCAUCUAUGUUUUGCUCAUAUGGCUUCUGCAUUUUUCUGUAAGUUCCAGCUUAGAAUGAAAUAAAUUCUAUUUCUGAUUAAAAAAUAAAUUCUAUUUGUAAUGAUCAAACAACAUUAAGCAUCAAAGAAAUAUAAAUGCCCAACGUAAGUUAAUUUCUCAUUA